UUGUGCGCAGUCCUUAAACCCUACAAAUAUGGUGUGUCACUGUUGAAGAAUAGUCGCUUCCCCCUCUCCAUUCUGAAAAACCUCUAAAUACACCCAAAAAUGGAGCCGGAGAAUGGCCUUGGUGACGAAGAAGGGAAUCAGAAAACGAUUUUCGUCGACACCAGCCUCGACACUCAUCUAGCUACUAUCGUGUCUGAUUCCGACACUGUUUCCGAUCUUAAAGGGAAAAUUAUGUUAGAACAUCGUGAGUGCUUUCCUGCCAUUGGAGAUAUUAAAAUCCAUUGUUUGAAGGUAAAACGUAGAGGAAACUAUUAUCACUUAUCAGACUCUAUGCUUGUUAAGAGUGCAUUUAAAGAUAGUCAAAAGAACUGGUUUCUCUCAGUAGAUGCUUCUCACUUAGAGCAAUGUGAUGGCAUUCAACAAAAACCAGGGGAUCAACUAGCCUUGCCUUGGGUAAAAGAGGGUUGUUCGAUUGAUACACAUGAUAGUCAAACUCAAGCAGAGGGACCUUCAAAGCUGUCUCUCAUCCAUGGAUCACCAUCAAAGCAUCCCAAGAUUUUUGUACCCUUUGUGAAUCAGAAACUCCCUACUUCUGAUGGUUCCUGUAAAAAAGCUUCAAAGAACAUCGAGGAAGAUAGGUCAUCUAAUCUUGAACCAAGUUUAGAGCAGCAGUUGGAUCCUAAAGUAACAGAGAAGUUAUAUACUGUUGUUGAUAAGGAGAUAAAAUCCAAGAAAAGGAUACGUGAAGUGCAUAAUGAGGAAGCUUCUGUGAUGAAAAGACGUAAGACUCAGAGGACAGAAGGGGAUGCAAAAGCUCUAGAAGAGAAUAGAGUUGUAACAAAUGAUUCUGACAAGGUAAAGAACAUGGGAACAAGCAUAAACGAUGAGAACUCCAUUGAAUAUAAAUCAAAAAGUAAAGAUGCAGCUUUGGAUGGUGUUGUAAACAAAGCUAUGAAUGAUAAACAUACAAGAACCACAUCGGUGAGUCAGAAGAAGCCAAAAAGAACUAGAAAAGGUAAAAUCUCUGCUCAUGAUCAAGUAGCCAUUGUUGCCCCUUUGAGUGUAGAAGAUGUUGGAGAGGCGACACAUCCUGAAAAGAACACAGAAGCAAGUGAAGUUAUUCCUGAUGCUCCAAUGGUUAUGGAAAAGAAUAUUCAACAAGAUAUGAUUUUCCAGUCAAAAAGUAAAGAUGCAGAUUUGGAUGGUGUUGUAAACAAAGCUAUGAAUAAUGAACAUACAAGAACCACAUCUGUCAAUCAAAAGAAGCCAAAAAGAGCUAGAAAAGGUAAAACCUCUGCUAAUGAUCAAGUAGCGAUUGUUGUCCCUUUGAGUGUAGAAGCUGUUGAAGAGGAGACACAUCAGAAAAAUACAGAAGCAAGUGAAGUUCUUCCUGAUGUUCCAAUGGUUGUGGAACAGAAUAAUCAAUCAAAAAGUAAAGAUGCAGCUUUAGAUGAUGUAGUAACCAAAGCUAUGAAUGAUGAACAUACAAGAACCACAUCAGUCAGUCAGAAGAAACCAAAAAGAACUAGAAAAGGUAAAAUUUCUGCUCUAAAAGUUGCCAUUGUUGCCCCUUUGAGUGUAGAAAAUGUUGGAGAGGAGACACAUCAUCAGAAAAACACAGAAGCAAGUGAAGUUAUUCAUGAUGUUGCAAUGGCUGUGGAAAAGAAUAUUCAGCAAGAGACUUCUCAGAAGGAGAAAUGCAAUGAACUUGUUGAAGAGGCUGAUAUUGGGAAUGAAAUACCUUCAUCAUCAAUGAAAGGAGUAACUGUUGAAGAUGACCAUGCUGAUGAUCUUGUUGCUGACAUUUCUUCAACUGUUCCUACUCCAGUCUUUGAUGAGAAAACCAUUGAUGAACAAAACAAUGAUAAGGCUAACAUAAUUAGUGAUGAAAAGAGUGAAGUUUCAGAGAAAACAUCAAUGGAUGAUUCUCUUAAAGUUGAUGAUCAGAUUGUGAAAGAGGUGAAGAUUGCAGAAGCAACUGAAACAAUGCAAAAAGAAAAAUCAAGAAAGGAAAUCAGAAUCAAGAAAAAAGAUGUUGGGAAAUCUUCAAAAAAGGAUGAAGUUAUUCCUUCUGAAAGGAAAGAAACAGCAAUAGAUGCUUUGCAUGUUGAUAAAGAUGCUGAAAUUUCAAAAACUAGUCAACUGAAUGCAGAGAUUUCAGAAAAGCAAAAUGAGAAAAUGGAUGAUGCACAGACUAUCAAAAGGAAAAGGAAAAAGAGAAACAAGAAAUCAGGUGCUGAAAUUCCUCAAGAGACCUCGAAGAAUGUGACUGUAUCUCAAGCUCCCAAGGGCAAUAAUGUAAAUUCUGAUGUUGGUAUCCCAAAGGAAGGAUCUCAUGAAAUCGACUUCAUGGACUACUUUUCACCUAAUAAAACUACUCCUCUUGACAAUGUUGAAAAUGGGAAAGACACUAAAUUGUCUGUGAAGGAGAAGAAACCAAAAAGGAAAUCAAAAGAACAAAAUGGUAAUGCGAACAAAGUCUCGUCCUCAAAGAAGAUUCCAGAAGCUUCUACAGAUGGAGGUGUGGCAAAAGACCAAAAUGCCCCUAAUGUUACUAAAGUAAAAACCCAACAAAAAGAUGAUGGUACGAUUCAAUCUCUUUCAAGAAAUGAAAACAACAAAGCCUUGUCCUCAAAGAAGAUUCCAGAAGCUUCUACAGAUGGAGGUGUGGCAAAAGACCAAAAUGCCCCUAAUGUUACUAAAGCAAAAACCCAAAAAACGACAACAAAGAUUAAGAAACCACAACCAUUUAGUGAAUCAGACUCAAGCUCAGAAUCAGAAUCAUUUGGCAGGUCUUUGAAAAGUCAAAAAAAGAAUACAAAACAGCAACCAACUACUCAAGUUAAAAACUUGAAGAAAAAUGUGCCAGGUGUCAAGAGUGUGUUGAGUACACCUGGAACAAUAUUUGGGGAUAACAGUGAUGAUAGUUCUGCUGAUGAUAAUGCAAUCAUAAAUUCAGAUUCCAGCACACGAACUCCAUCAAGAAAUCCAUCAUCAUCAGGGGAAAGUGAUUCCAGCAUUGACUCCAGAAGAUAUGAAGUGAAAAGAAAUGAAGGUGGUGGAAACAACAACAUGAACUCACAGAGCAGGCUGAAGAACAUAUCAAUGGCUGAGCUUUUGAAAAGUUCAAGUAGAUACAAGAAAGCCAGAGUCACUGCUGCAUCACAGUCACAGGUCAAUGAUACAGAAAGCGAGCCUGUUGACUUUGUUCCAGAAAGUCAACCCGUGGCUAAGAGAUAAAUUUAGGGGCAUUUUUGUCUCAAGUUUUGGUUAGGAAGGAAGGCUACUUUUAUAAUUGAACAACUUUUUAGGUGUGGUUUUUACUUCCUAUUUCUCUUGGACAUAGGUUUAAUUUUGAUUUGUUUUUGGUUACUGUCUAUUAAUAUUUACGAGGAUGAGGACGGGGGCAUUUAUGUCUUUUGCAAAUACCAGGGAUCAAGGGUGAGUCCUUGUUUGACCAUUUUGAGUGGG
Molecule: messenger RNA, 3471 nt
Organism: Lactuca virosa
Lineage: Eukaryota; Viridiplantae; Streptophyta; Magnoliopsida; Asterales; Asteraceae
Source: the annotation of a GenBank genome assembly